Molecule: messenger RNA, 1203 nt
Organism: Malus domestica (apple)
Lineage: Eukaryota; Viridiplantae; Streptophyta; Magnoliopsida; Rosales; Rosaceae
Source: RefSeq, a predicted model, not a curated record
AUGGUAUUGCUUUCCAAAUUGAAAGUCGUUACCCUCAGAUUGUGUUAUUUUCCAUCUUCCUGCGUAGUUGCUUCCACAUUUAAACGAUUUGUCGUUGGAGAUGUAAAACCCUCACAUUUUCCUCUUCAAAAUCUGCUACUCUGCAGACACUUCACCUCAGAGAGCUCAGAAACCCACCACGAUUUCACAGUCAAUUACCUCAUAAACUCAUGUGGGCUGUCCCCAGAAGGUGCGAUUUCAGCGUCUAAGUGGGUCGAGUUGCGAUCCCCCAAAAGAGCAAACUCCGUUUUGUCCCUUCUCAGAAACCAUGGAUUCUCUGAGACCCAGAUCUCCAGUAUCGUCAGGAAUCACUGUCCAGUUCUUAACUCCAAUCCGGAGAAAACCCUUCUGCCAAAGCUUGAGUUUUUCGCUUCUCUGGGAGUUUCAAAGGGGGACCUUGCAAAAGCUCUGGCAUAUGGACCGAAGCUUUUGUCUACGAGCUUGGAGAAACGGAUUGCACCCACUUAUGAUUUCCUUAGGAGUCUGCUGUCUCAGAAAAAUGUCAUUUCCGUUUUAAGGCGCGGCUCCUGGAUUUUCGCUGAAGGCCACUCCAAGAAGGUGGCGCCAAAUAUUGAGGUUUUGAAAAAAUCAGGUAUACCCCAAUCCUGCAUUUCUCAUUUGCUUGCUUAUCACCCCGAGGUUUUUAUGCGAAAGCCUAAAGAGCUUGGUGGACUUGUGGAUGAGGUUAAGCAAAUGGGUUUUAAUCUGCAAAAAUCAAAUUCGGUACUCGCGAUAUACGCAUUGUGUGGUAACAAUAGGUCUGUAUGGAAUCGAAGUUGCCAACUUUAUAAGAGGUGGGGUUGGUCUGAGGAUGAUGUUCUCUCUGCUUUCAGGAGGCACCCGCGCUGUAUGACUAUGUCGGAGAAGAAACUAAUGCUAGCAAUGGAUUUUUUGGUGAACGAGAUGGGGUGGUCUUCGAAAAUGAUUGCAAAACGGCCACUGGUUCUCCAUUACAGUUUGGAGAAGAGAUUGGUACCAAGGUGUUCGGUUGCUAAAGUUUUGUUGUUGAAGGGAUUGAUAAAGGGGAUUGAAAAUGUGAAUUUGAGUUCUUUGUUGGAGCCUGUGGAAAAGUGCUUCUUGGAGAGGUUUGUUGCCAGAUAUAUAAAUGAAGUACCUCAAUUAUUGAGUGUGUGUCAAGGAAGAGUUGAAGUCCAGGAUGAUUGA